UGGGGGAGAUGUUAGUAGAGCCAACAAGUGCUAGGUGAGGUUUCCGAGGUGAUCGAUGCAACGUGUGUCUCUGGAGGUUACGAGUGGCAGGUUCGGACACUCAGUGAAAGGUACCUGGGCGUGAUACAUCUAGCGGCCCCUCCAGUAAGCAGGAAGGAAUAUCUUUCGACAACCACCACCACCGCCACCACCACCACCACCACCACUAAAAUGAAUCACGAUCUUAGUAGACAAACCACCACCACCACCACCACCACCACCUAUCUCCUGCCUCUCCUGCUACUGCUCCUACUAUUGGGGACUCCUCACACAGUUGACGCCAGACGCAUCAAGAAUAACGAAGUUUUGGGAUGCAACGAGGUGAUGGAGGCGUGGCGGGGCAGGGACGGCCACUGGAUGGGCAUGAACGGCUCCCUCAUCAGCCCUAACUUCCCCAUGCCCUACCCGUCCCGCCUACAGUGCCGCGUGGACCUUAAGGCGCCGCAGCAACACCGCAUCAGGCUUCGCUUCACGCACUUUUACCUCUACCACCCGCUCAACUCCUCGCACAGAAACUGUGAGGUAAUGGACUCCCUGACGGUGAGCGAGAGUCCCACAAGCAAGCUGGGGACUUUCUGCGGCGUCGGGAACCCUCUGCCCAUCAUGUCCUCCGGGUCCUUUCUCAGCCUCGUCUUUAGAAGCUUAACCUCGGGUCCUCAUGUCACUGGUUACCGCGCCAUCUACACGUUUCUCAGAGAUUUUGGAUUGACGUCUGGCCGCCAGCUGCCUCACCACCCCUGCACCUUCGAGUUCAAUUCCACUGAGUACCCAAGCGGAGAGAUCCACAGCCCCAACCCAGGAGGCAAGUACCCGAGGAACACUGUCUGCCAUUACGUCUUCCACGGCCGCAGCGAUCAAAGACUCAGGCUGGAUUUUAAGUUCCUGGACGUGGAGGGUGUGGCGCCGUGCUCCUUAGACAGCGACAGUGACUUCGUGGAGUUUAGCAGCCACCCGGGGGAACAUGAAUACGUGCUACCGCGGAGAUGUGGACGCUUCGCUCCUAAGGCAGUGGAGUCCGAGGGGUCCUUCCUGCGAGUAACCUUCAGAAGCAACCACAAAUUCGAGGGCAUGGGGUUUGCGGCCGUCUUCAAAUUCUUUACACCCAAGGACAAGAAGACUCCCGGCCACGUGCAGCCUUUGUCCGUGGCAGCGUCAGGCAGCGGCGACGUGUGGCUGUGGCGGCGUGACAGGUGGUGGGCGGCGACUGUAGCGAGAGUGUGUGGGGUUCUCCUCCUCCUGCGCCUUCUGUAGCGUUGGUUUUAUCAUUACUAUUAUUAUCAUUGUCAUCCUUAUCAUCCUUAUUAUUUUUAUUAUUCGUAUUAUUGGUAUUAUUAUAAGGAUAAGUGUGUGUUGAUGUAUUAUAGUGUGAAUAAUAAAAGAUGUAUAUUUAUUUUAAUGA
Messenger RNA from Portunus trituberculatus (swimming crab), 1438 nucleotides. RefSeq names its product suppressor of lurcher protein 1-like (gene Sol1). Bases 211 to 1290 code for a protein of 359 amino acids. The record is from RefSeq and is a predicted model, not a curated record. The transcript has 9 exons. NCBI's taxonomy places the organism in Eukaryota, Metazoa, Arthropoda, Malacostraca, Decapoda, Portunidae. Gene Ontology annotation, cellular component: plasma membrane.